Molecule: messenger RNA, 2767 nt
Organism: Poecilia reticulata (guppy)
Lineage: Eukaryota; Metazoa; Chordata; Actinopteri; Cyprinodontiformes; Poeciliidae
Source: RefSeq, a predicted model, not a curated record
AUGUUUGACAUCCUCAACGUGUCCCCAAUGGAAGAGCCCGCUACGGUCCCAUGUUUCACCCCCAGCAAUAACACAUGUGCAUUCACUUGUAAAUCUGUUCAUACCUGCAGGGAGUUCAGCCACUGGAAGGUGAACAGCUUGGCAACAGAGAAGAGAGAUUUCCUCAAAGCUCCGUUGCCCUUAGCACCAGAGUUCCUACGCAACCUGCGGUUACUGGGGCGGCGACCAACCCUGCAGCAAAUCAACGAAAACCUCAUCAAGAAGUACGGCACCCACUUCCUGGUUUCUGCUACCCUGGGAGGAGAAGAGUCUUUAACUAUUUUCCUGGACAAGCAGAAGCUAAAUAAGAAGUCGGAGGGCAACAGCAAUAGCUCUGUGGUGUCCCUGGAGCUGCUCCAUCAGCUGGCGGCYUCUUAUUUCACCGAUCGGGAGAGCACCCUGAGGCGACUCCACCACCUCCAGAUUGCCACCUCUGCCAUUAAGGUAACGGAAACGAGAACGGGUCCUCUCGGCUGCAGUAACUACGACAGCUUGGACUCCGUUAGCUCGGUGUUGGUGCACAGCCCGGAAAAUAAGAUCCACUUAAAGGGCUUGCAGGAUGUCCUGCCAGAGUUCCUCCGUGGGCGUUUUGUGGAGGCGGCCCUCAGCUACGUGGCCUGUAACUCGGAGGGUGAGCUGCUCUGCCGCAACAACGACUGCUGGUGCCGGUGCUCUCCCAGAUUCCCAGAAUGCAACUGUCCCUUUGCUGACAUCAAAGUCAUGGAGGAGAACCUGGAGAAGAACAAAGCGUCCUGGAACAACUUCAAUCAGGAGUUCAUGGAAUCAGAUGAAUUCAAAGCCUUCCUAAAGCGGCUCCCCACCGACCGAUUUUUAAAUGUGUCUGCGGUUGCCAAGUUCUGGUCAGCUGACCUGCCCCUGCAGAAGCGCUAUGCUCAGCUGGAGGCCAGCACUGUGCUGGUGUCGGGAAAAGCCCAAAAGAUAGUGAGGAAGCUCUUCACCCUGAGCAAACGCUGCCCCAAGCAAGCCCGCAUAAGUCUGCCUCGAGAAAGAUCAGAAAAGGUGAAGUACUUGCUUCAGCGCCUCGACAGCAGAAUUGARGUCCACGCCAUCUACAUCAGCAAUGACGUCCGCUUGGGAAGCUGGUUCAAUCCUGCCUGGAGAAAAAGGAUGUUACUUACACUCAAGAGCAACAAAAACAAAUCCAACCUCAUCCACAUGCUAAUGGGUAUUUCUUUCCAGAUAUGCUCAACUAAAAAUUCGACACUGGAACCUGUGCCUGUCAUUUAUGUAAAUCCUUUUGGGGGCAGCCACUCGGAGAGCUGGUUCAUGCCCGUGAAUCAGCCUGAGUUCCCUGAAUGGGAGAGAACUAGACUGGACAGCACUCCCAAUGCACAGUGUUACAACUGGACACUGUCACUGGGGAACAAGUGGAAGUCCUUUUUUGAAACGGUCCACAUCUACCUACGGAGCCGCAUCGUCACGGACGAUCCGACGGUGAACGAAACUCUCUUUUACGAACCUUUGGAUUUGGAUGAUCAGACGUCAAACUUGGGCUACAUGAAGAUCAACACUCUGAAAGUCUUUGGAUAUAGCAUGCACUUUGAUCCUGAAGGCAUCAAGGACCUGAUUCUCCAACUCGACUACCCCUACACGCAGGGCACGCAGGACGCUGCCUUUCUGAUGUUGCUGGAGAUGAGAGAUCGGAUUAACCGUCUGUCUCCACCGGCGCCGCAGCCACUUGACCUGUUUUCUUGUCUGCUGCGCCACCGCCUCAAGCUGUCUGCAGGAGAGGUGGCACGAAUCAAGGAUUCUCUGCAGAUCUUCAACUCCAAGCUCCCCAAUGCUUUUCCAGAACCUGAUCUGGCCCAGCUUUGCAGCUAGCUAGAUUAGCACUCUUGGUUCAGGAGUUUUACUGCACCCAGAGUGGAGUUGCUGCUUCAUGGACAAUCCUAUGUCGAGUACACAGAAGAUUAACCUACUCUGAAAGUCUUAUGCUGGGCCUUUCUUUUCUUUCACUUUUUUCAUUGGUUGGUAGGUGCAACUUGUUUCUUCUGUAGAGACUCUGCUUUACCAACCGGAUGGAGUACUUUUGCUAUUACUGCCGUGCUUUUGGUGAACUCUCUGACCGGACCAGGUCAAGCAUCUUAUCUAUUCUCAAAAGUCUGUUUUUUUUGKUUGUUUGUUUGUUUUGAACUGCAGAGAUACUGUAAUCUCUGYCAAGGUUUGAGAUUUKAUCUUAGGAAGAAGAACUUUAGAGUGGAGUUGGAAAAAUGUGUCAAAAGAAGAGGAUUUUCCUUUUAUAACUMUAUUUUCUUUGGAAAAAGAACAAUUGGGUUGGGGAUGGAGGGUGGUUAUAUUAUCCAUGUGGUGAAUAAGUUAUGUUAUGCUUAACAGUUUGAAAUUUGAUAAUCCUGACCCCUGCUAAUGUCUUUGAGUAUUUCUUUUUAAUCCACAUCUUCCAUUUUAUCUGGCAUUUUAAAACGUAUAUCUAUUAUCAUCCAAACGAGAAGCCUGUUAGUGAUGUUCUGUUCAUGGUGGUGUGUCUGUGCCAAAAGCAGAUGAACACAUUGGCAAAUCUGAGUGGAAAAAACAUUGGCAUAWGCUGUCUUUUCUUACUCUUUUAACCUGAAAGUGGCAGAAAGAAAUCACGUGACAUGAUAACAAGGGGGAUCUGUGGAUGUAGUGCUGUAAAUAAUGCUCCAUUUAAUUCMAGAUUGUGGACAAGUGCACAUUGCUUUCUAGAUAACCGAAUAAAAGACCAAAAAAA